This is a messenger RNA of Lachancea sp. 'fantastica', 1251 nucleotides long. The record is from the annotation of a GenBank genome assembly. Lineage: Eukaryota; Fungi; Ascomycota; Saccharomycetes; Saccharomycetales; Saccharomycetaceae.
AUGUCUCUAUCCUCCAAGCUUACCGUUAAGGACCUAAACGUCAAGGACAAGCGUGUGUUCAUCAGAGUGGACUUCAACGUCCCAUUGGACGGCACCAAGAUCACCUCCAACCAGAGAAUCGUGGCUGCUUUGCCAACCAUCAAGUACGUGCUAGAACAGAAACCAAAGGCUGUCAUUUUGGCCUCGCACUUGGGUAGACCAAACGGUGAAAGAGUCGAAAAGUACUCUUUGAAGCCAGUGGCCGCUGAAUUGCAAAAAUUGUUGGGCAAGGACGUUGAGUUCUUGAACGACUGUGUUGGCCCAGAAGUGUCCAAGGCUGUCGACUCUGCCGCCCCAGGCUCUGUCAUCUUGUUGGAAAACUUGCGUUUCCACAUUGAAGAAGAAGGCUCCAGAAAGGUUGACGGCCAAAAGGUCAAGGCCGACAAAGCCGACGUUGAGAAGUUCAGAAAGCAACUCUGCUCGUUGGCCGAUGUCUACGUCAACGACGCCUUCGGUACUGCUCACAGAGCUCACUCCUCCAUUGUUGGUUUCGAGCUAGAGCAGAGAGCUGCCGGUUUCCUAUUGUCCAAGGAAUUGGAAUACUUCGGUAAGGCCCUAGAAAACCCAGCCAGACCUUUCUUGGCCAUCCUAGGUGGUGCCAAGGUUGCUGACAAGAUCCAAUUGAUCGACAACUUGUUGGACAAGGUUGAUGUCAUCGUUAUCGGUGGUGGUAUGGCCUUCACCUUCAAGAAGGUGCUAGAAAACACCGAAAUCGGUAACUCUAUCUACGACAAGGCUGGUGCCGAAAUCGUUCCAAAGUUGGCCGAAAAGGCCAAGCAAAGAGGUGUCCAGAUCGUCUUGCCAGUUGACUUUGUCUGCGGUGACAAGUUCGCCCCAGAUGCCAACACCAAGAUCGUCACUGACAAGGAAGGUGUCCCACAAGGAUGGGAAGGUUUGGACUGUGGUCCAGAAUCCAGAAAGCUAUUCGCUACUGCCAUCUCCAAGGCUAAGACCAUCGUCUGGAACGGUCCUCCAGGUGUCUUCGAGUUCGAGAAGUUCAGCGAAGGUACCCAGGAAAUGUUGAAGGAAGCCGUCAAGGCCUCCGAAGCCGGUAGCACCGUUAUCAUUGGUGGUGGUGACACUGCCACCGUUGCCAAGAAGUACGGUGUCACUGACAAGAUCUCCCACGUCUCCACCGGUGGUGGUGCCUCUUUGGAGUUGUUGGAAGGUAAGGAACUACCAGGUGUUACCUUCUUGUCCAGCAGAGCUUAA